Pelobates fuscus (common spadefoot toad) is the source of this 2233-nucleotide messenger RNA. It is a transcript of the gene MPP1, whose product is annotated as MAGUK p55 scaffold protein 1. Bases 249 to 1628 code for a protein of 459 amino acids. Gene Ontology annotation, cellular component: plasma membrane; cell-cell junction. Lineage: Eukaryota; Metazoa; Chordata; Amphibia; Anura; Pelobatidae. Gene Ontology annotation, molecular function: signaling receptor binding. The record is from RefSeq and is a predicted model, not a curated record. The transcript has 13 exons.
UUUAUAAUUAAAUACAAAAUAAUGGUACUAUAGAUUUCGAUAAACGCUUAUUGUUUAAUAUGCGAGCUCGAUCUUUUCACGGGCUUGCGAGGAUUCCCCUAUUCUUGAAAUUUGGUACAGGUCCAGUCGCUUUAUCUGAUCCAUUCUUGUUUGACUCAGCUUAUUUCUUUUUUAUUUGCGUGAGUUCAGGUACGUGUUCUUUGUGAGGGGUUUAUAACGAACAGGAAACGAGGACGAAAUUGAGGAGAAUGACACUGAAGUAUGAAUGCUCGGAGACCGCACUCUGUGAUAGUUUAAAUGUGAGGUCCGCGCUCUCAGACCUGUACCUGGAGACUCUGCUUCAGAAAAAGGGACCGGUGCAGGCUUCUAUUUCUGCAACCAGUGCUUUAAGUGAAGACCUCCUAAAUGGAUCGAUUGAUCAGAGUGGAAAUGAGAAAAGGAGAGUUCGAUUGGUACAGUUUGAAAGGGAAACUGAAGAGCCCAUGGGUAUAACUCUUAAGUUGAAUGCUCAGCAGAGUUGCAUAGUUGCACGUAUACUACAUGGGGGAUUUAUCCACAGACAAGGAUCUCUUCAUGUUGGAGAUGAAAUUCUUGAAAUUAAUGGAAAAAGUGUCCAAAAUCAAAGUGUGGAUCAUCUGCAAAGUGAAUUGAAAGAAAGCAAAGGAACUGUUGUUUUAAAAGUGUCUCCAACACAGAAUUGCCGCAAAACCCCUCUGCAGAUGUACAUGCGAGCCCUUUUUGACUAUGAUCCAUUGUCUGACCCUCUGAUCCCUUGUCGUGAGGCUGGUUUGCGUUUCCACACUGGAGAAAUACUUCAGAUCAUAAAUAAAGAUGAUCCAAAUUGGUGGCAGGGUCGUGCUCAAGGGACAGAGUCAGCAGGGCUUAUCCCUUCUCCAGAACUGCAAGAAUGGCGUGUUGCAAGCUCUACAUCAGUUUCUCGGAUACCUCAGAGCUGUAGUCCCUUCAGUAAAAAAAAGAAGUGUAAAGACAAAUACCUGGCAAAACACAGCUCCAUAUUUGACCAGCUGGAUGUAAUUUCAUAUGAAGAAGUCGUUUCUCUUCCAGCUUUUACACGGAGAACACUUGUUUUAAUUGGUGUGAGUGGAGUUGGACGCAGCCACAUUAAGAAUGCUUUGCUUGCCAAAUACCCUGAAAGAUUUAGCUACCCGGCACCAUACACUUCUCGCCCCCCCAAGCGUGGUGAGGAAGAAGGAAAAGCCUACCACUUUGUUUCUGCAGAGGAGAUGAGCCGUGCAAUCUCAGAAAAUCAAUUUCUAGAGUUUGGGAGCUUCAAUGGCUACAUGUUUGGGACAAAGGUCCACACAGUGAAGGAGAUUCAUAAAGAUGGCAAGGUGGCUGUCUUGGAUAUUGAACCACAGGCUCUAAAGAUGGUCCGCACAGCAGAACUUGCUCCAUUCAUUGUGUUUAUCUCACCCACUGAUAAAGAGGAGUCUGAUGCUCUUCAGAAGCUUCGUGCAGAUUCAGAAUUGCUUCGCUCUCGCUAUGCUCAACACUUCGAUCUGAUGCUCGUUAAUAAUGGCGUGGAACAGUCUGUACAGGAUAUUCUGGGUGCAUUUAAUAUAGCCUGUACUUCACCACAAUGGGUACCUGUUGCAUGGGUUUACUGACCACUAAUGUAUCAGAAUCACAUCCAUGUCAGGCACUGUAGUAAAAUCUAGUAAAGUCAAAGGAAUUUACAUCAUCUACCCAAAGAACUAUCCUGUAAAGAGCAGUUGAGGUUUUACAAAAUAUGCCUUCUGAACCAUAUUCAUCAAGGCAAAACUGGAGCAGUUGUGAAGUUUGUUCUAGCGGAUACUUGAUGUUUCUACUGCUUUAUCCAUGUAGGUAAAGCAGUAGAAACAAAAUGUAUCCUCUAGAAAAAGCUCCACAACUGCUCCAGAAUUGCAUUAACUAUGCCUUAUUAAAUAUGUCUCUUCAAUGCCUUGUGUUCCACUCACAAACAGAAGGUGGUAUCCUGCCCGUACAAUUCCCUGAAUACCAUGAACAUACCAGAUAUUCAUAAUACAUCUAUUUGACAACAUAUCUCACAAUGUUAAAUGGUAUCCUGUUCAUACAUUCCAUACUUUAAAAUUGCCCCUGUGGGUUUUUUUUUUAUUUCUUUCUAAACUACCAGAUAACAAAAAUGAGGUGUUAAGAGCUUGGAUGUUACUAUUCACUUUUCUCAGGUGAUAUUUUAUGAUAUAAUAUCGCAAAUGUAGUAAGAUAAAAGAUG